Molecule: messenger RNA, 1023 nt
Organism: Suillus paluster
Lineage: Eukaryota; Fungi; Basidiomycota; Agaricomycetes; Boletales; Suillaceae
Exons: 4
Coding region: 1-1023 (340 amino acids)
Source: RefSeq, a predicted model, not a curated record
AUGGCAAGCGACAUUGCAUUCCCGUCGCCGGUUGGCGGUGUCCCAAUGACUUCCGACUUUGGCCCAUCAAUGUUUUUUUCCCUACUGUAUUUUUCCCUCAUACCCAUCUUCGUUGCCCGACUAUCUAACAAGCAUUCGCGGGCUGUCGUGAGCAUUAACGCGAUGAUUACAGUCAUAGAAAGAGUCAUAAUCUUCUCUCUACGAGCCUGGCAAUCCCGCAACCCAGCUGAAAGGAUAUCCCCCUCAUUGACGACUUACAUGCAAGUCUCAAUUGCUUUACCAUAUAUUUCCAUAGCGCACGACGUCGUAGUUCUUCUACGCUGCAUGUAUGUGAACUCUACAAAGGGACCAGCAGAUUUUACGGAUUCGCAAGAUUCACCCAUCGCUCCGUCGAUGUCAUCCUCUAUGCACCCUCUUUCCCCGUUUCACAGUGCUUCGCUUCAUCUUUCGGAUGACAUACUCGACGACCCAAAAAAGCGUUUUUUCUAUCGCUGGUUUACCGACGUGCUGAAUCUGGCCUUCCUUGUUGCCAUUAUCCCUGGUAUAAUUGGCAAUGUACAUUAUCGUGGUGGAAUGGAUAGCACAAGCACAGCCAAUGAGGUGAUGAUCACCAGGUACAUAAGCUCCAGUAUUGCUCUCUUCCUCAUACUUUUUGUGGGGGUUCUGGUUUUUCGCGCCAGAAAGCUACCCAAAGUGGAGCCCAUUCAAGCCGUUCUACUUCUUGUCAUCCUCGCUUGCAACGCAUCCUCUGCGAUCUUCCGACUGAUGUUUAUGUAUCAUCGCACGACCUCUCUUACGUCACUAGCCCCGGGCUCGGGCAACACUUCUUUAGAGAAGGCAACAUUCUAUAUAUUCCACAUGCUUAGCGACUGGCUGGCCGUCGCUCUGCUGCUCGUUCCGAAUAUCAGGGCCAUCUACAAGACGGGUAUGUGGGGGGACUUGAGAACCAUUGACCCUCCUCCACAGGAACAGGAAUGGGCAAGAAAAAGGAAGGAAGCCAAAGCGCGAAGGAGUAUCGCUUGA